Messenger RNA from Anopheles cruzii, 2886 nucleotides. RefSeq lists its product as uncharacterized. The transcript has 9 exons. Lineage: Eukaryota; Metazoa; Arthropoda; Insecta; Diptera; Culicidae. Gene Ontology annotation, biological process: proteolysis. Gene Ontology annotation, molecular function: serine-type endopeptidase activity. The coding region runs from base 8 to 2800 and encodes 930 amino acids. The record is from RefSeq and is a predicted model, not a curated record.
CAAUAGAAUGGUGUCGUGUACGGUGGUGCUGCUUCUCCUAUCGCUCUCCUCCAUCGCGAAUGGCUUCACUUUGCUACCCCUGGACAUGGGUCUCGACGGUGACGGGUUGCCCUUUAUGACCAGAGAACGGACGGAGUUUGACGACUGUCACCUGCGCUACGCACGGUACGGUAGAACGGAAGUUAACGUUCAGGAUCCGACGGUGCCUUACAACGAAACCCGAGAACUUCAACAUGUGGUGGCGAUAGGUUGGACGCGACGACCCGGAACUAUCGAGUGGCCCUGUAUGGGUGUGCUGAUAUGGGAAAACCUGGUGCUCAGCACGGCACACUGUAGCAUUGAUGACGCAGGAACCGCUCCGGAUGUGGUCCGGAUGGGCGGUGGCGACUACUUUCCCGACUCGAGCAUUCCGGAGCGUGAGCAGCGACGUCUCCAGCAGCGAGCUAUCGUGGCCAUCACGAGGCAUCCCGAUUACCGGGCCGGAGAGAACGAUAUUGCGCUGCUGAAGCUAGACAAACCUAUCAGUGUGAACCCGACGGCAGGUCCCGCCUGUAUGUGGUUGUACGACGCGGUGCCCUUUCCGUUGCUCGAAACCGUCGGAUGGAAGAGGCAAACGCCUCGUCGAACCGGACGAGUCAGCAAAAUUGUUUCCACCGAAGAGUUCGAGCAAGCACCGAACGGCGGGUGCGGAGCUGGUGCUGCUGCUGCCACCAGCCAACAGUUUUGUGUGGCACGAGCCAACCCGGAUUCGAGCCAGUGUCUCGAUUCUCGUGGAGGUGUGCUGCAGAUGAGGCUUCUUCACAACUACAGAACGACUCCGUUCGUGUUGGGUCUGCAGGUGGCCGACGAUGCGUCAUGCACAACACCGACACGGGCGUACACGAAGCUUGCCUCGUUCCGGGACUGGAUUUUGGCUGAGGUACAGAAGCUCAGCAGUACGGUCAAUGCCGGCGCACUGCACCCGGCCGCUUGUGCGCUCCACUACGUCCACUUUCGGCCCCGCGUCGAGGAUCUGCUCCAGGAGCGCGAGGGAGAAAUGCCUUGGCUAGGCGCGCAGGUUAGUGCGGUGGAGGAUAGUACGCUGAAAUACAUCGUCCAGAUAGUGUGGCCUCCGAACGUACAGGGCGGCGCACGUAACGAUUGCGUCGGAACGUUCGUCGACCAGCAGACGGUUCUUACGCUGGCGGAGUGUGUCGGCGGCACUACACCCGGUGGUGUAAAACCCACCUCGGUAAGGACCAAGCACCAGUACCGAAGUAUGUCGUACAACAUUGCCAGCAUAGUGGUACAUCCGGAGUACGGGCCGGCCACGCCCAGUGCCAACUUGGCCGUGAUAAAAUUAGCGCGCCGGGCGGAAGUGAUUCCGGCGUGCAUUUGGCUCGCGCAACCCGACGUAGCUCCCGACCGGGUUGACCUGGCCGGGGUAGGCAGAAACCAGCUGCACACCUACUCCGAUCGAACCGACGGUGAUAUUUCAGAACCGGCUGCGACGUUCAUACUUCCUGCCGUCGAGCGGCGUCCCUGGGCGGAAUGUUCGGCCCGUGUCAACCGAAGUCUGGCCGGUUUGAGCGGGGAUGACAGUCUGUGCUUCGAGGAGGAGCACUGGAUGGUGCCGGAAGCGUGCCAGACGCUGAGAGGAGGACCCGUGCAGCGGUACGUGGGCCGCGAUGGGGCCUUCUACAAGUACGUUUUCGGGCUCAAUCUUUUCGGUGGCACGUGUGGCUACGGGAUGCCGGCCGUGGCCAUAGCCCUCGCACCGCACGCGACCUGGCUGCGGUCGGUUAUGAUGACGCAGCGGAAGCCGGCCGUCACGUCCCAGCCCGUUCUGUUCAUCAAUCCCGAUCUGCGGCCGAGCGAUGAGUGCCGGAACGGGGAUGGAUCGGAUGGGGUUUGCGUACCGCACGAGCGGUGUCUGGUGGCCACAGAGCUACUGAGUGGCGUCGGUGCGGUAACGUUCUGCACGAACGGAUCCAUCAUCUGCUGCCCGUGGGGUGACAUAACCCGCGGGGCGAGCGCCAAUCCGGGGCGCGAGCAGCUCGAUGGGUGCGAGGACCGGUAUCAGGCCAUUCGAAAGCAGCGCUGGAUCGGAUGGAACAACAACGAGACCCAGUACGACAAUAUGGCCUCCUUGGCUGAAAUAGGGUGGCCGUUGAACGGAGGGAAACUGUCGUUCCCGUGCAGCGGGUUCCUGAUCACACCGCAGACCAUCGUCACGACGGCCCGGUGUGCGGAGACGUACAGCUGGAAGCCGACCGUGGCGCGGAUCGGUGCGCUCGGGGCGAGCGAUGCCACCAACUACCUGGUGCAACCGAUUCGCCGCGUGACGGUACACGACGACUACGACGAGUCGAGCGGCCUGCACAACCUGGCCCUCAUCACCCUGGCCACGGCCAUCACGCCCUCGGCCCACGUGUUCCCCGCGUGCCUCUGGAGCAACCGGACGCACGCACCCCUGCGACCGAGCGCUAUCCAUUUGCAGGAGUAUGAACCGAACGUGGUCUUCGUGGAGGUAUUCCCUUUGUACGACCGGGAUUGUGAGGAGCGCCUCAAUACAACGCUUGCGGACGGUCAGCUCUGUCUGCUGAGGGGCAGCCCGGAAACGAAGUACAUCAGCGUUGUAAAGUGCCUCCAAACGGGGGCCAACAUUGUGUGGGACAAGCGGGACGGGCCACCGGAAGUGGAGGUUCCCCAGUACCUGGUGGGCAUCUUUAGCCACGGCGGGUGCGCCUCGAACGAAGACAUACUCAUCGCUACGCGGAUCUCGCACUACUACGAUUGGAUAGCGAGCCGGUUGAAGUAGACGGACCUCCAGCGCCAUGGUCGGACUUUUGGAAAACAAAUUUGAAAUAAACAUGGGCGCCGCUCGUUCUGGAUUUAACGAUCCUC